This is a messenger RNA of Ailuropoda melanoleuca (giant panda), 806 nucleotides long. Its product is annotated as keratin-associated protein 4-12-like. Gene Ontology annotation, cellular component: keratin filament. The record is from RefSeq and is a predicted model, not a curated record. Lineage: Eukaryota; Metazoa; Chordata; Mammalia; Carnivora; Ursidae. The transcript has a single exon. Bases 36 to 806 code for a protein of 256 amino acids.
UGCAAACCCACCGAGAACCUCCACCCUCUGACAUCAUGGUCAACUCCUGUUGUGGCUCCGUCUGCUCUGACCAGGGCUGUGGCCAGGAGACCUGCUGCCACCCCACCUGCUGCCAGACCACCUGCUGCAGGACCACCUGCUGCCGCCCCAGCUGCUGUGUGUCCAGCUGCUGCCGCCCCUCCUGCGGUGGCUCCAGCUGCUGUGGCUCCAGCUGCUGCCGCCCCUCCUGCUGCAUCUCCAGCUGCUGCCGCCCCUCCUGCGGUGGCUCCAGCUGCUGCAGGCCCAGCUGUUGCAUCUCUAGCUGCUGCCGCCCCACCUGCUGCCAGACCACCUGCUGCAGGACCACCUGCUGCCGCCCCAGCUGCUGUAUCUCCAGCUGCUGCCGCCCCUCCUGCGGUGGCUCCAGCUGCUGCAGGCCCAGCUGCUGCAUCUCUAGCUGCUGCCGCCCCACCUGCUGCCAGACCACCUGCUGCAGGACCACCUGCUGCCGCCCCAGCUGCUGCGUGUCCAGCUGCUGCUGCCCCUCCUGCGGUGGCUCCAGCUGCUGCAGGCCCAGCUGCUGCAUCUCUAGCUGCUGCCGCCCCACCUGCUGCCAGACCACCUGCUGCAGGACCACCUGCUGCCGCCCCAGCUGCUGUGUGUCCAGCUGCUGCCGCCCCUCCUGCGGUGGUUCCAGCUGCUGCAGGCCCAGCUGUUGCAUCUCUAGCUGCUGCCGCCCCACCUGCUGCCAGACCACCUGCUGCAGGACCACCUGCUGCCGCCCCAACUGCUGUGUGUCCAGCUGCUGCCUCCCCAGCUGUUGCUAG